AAUGAACAUGCUCCUGGUAUUGAAAGGUUAGGUGAUUGUUAUAUACAAGGUAUUGGUACUUCUGUUGAUAAAAGAAGGGCUUUUGAAUUAUACUUGAAAGCUGCCAAUAUGAAUUAUAAUGUUGCGCAAUAUAAUGUUGCCACUUGUUUUGAAGAUGGCAUUGGAACAACAAAAAAUAAAGAAAAAGCUAAUGAGUGGUAUAAAAAAUCUGCUGAUAAUGGUUUUGAUAAAGCCAUUAAAAGGUUAGAAAAACCGUCUGAAAUUUCUCUUUUGGAAUAUGGAGAAAAGAAAAUCGAUGGAUCUAGCAUACAAUCAAGUAAAAGGGCUGUUUUUGUUGAUGUUGGAGAUUUGGAUAUAAAUUUAUAUCAAGGAGGACCUAUAGUUUAUAUUAAUAUAAACGAUUCUGAUAGUCCUACGAAUUCACUUGAUUUUGAAAAUCAUAACGGGAUUUAUGAUAAUUUAAAGUCAUCGGAUUUGUGCAUCAAUUUUCCGGUCGUUGAAAUCACUUAUAGAGCCGAUCCAGUAAAAUCAUUUUCAAAAUUUACGAGAGAUUUAGGAAAGUUACACGACCUUUAUGGUCAUUUUAUUGCGAAUAAAUUUUUGGUCGGUGGACAAUUAUUUAUCAAAAAUUUCAAUUUAACAACUUCGACACAAAAGGAUAUUUUAAAAUUUUAUUUAGUUUGGAUAUAUAAAUCAGCCAAAAAUAAUAAUGAAUUUCCGUUCGAUAAUAGUCCUUUUGACUUGGAUUUUUUACCAAGAAUAGAAACAUCAGACGGUGUAACGUUAGAUACUCUUAAAAAGUUGGUGAAUUGGAUGAGGCAAUUAUAUCAGGAUAAUGUAAUAGAUAUUAUUUCUUAUAUUAAUCUUAUUUCUGUAUCUCAAUUAAAAAGCGGGAAAUUAACAGAAGAUUUUGAGAAUAACAAACAUACUGGAAUUGCUAACUUUAGAGAGGAAGUAAAUUUCGAAAAGUGGGUUGGAAAUACGGAAUAUGUUAAAUUAGCAAAGUGGAUCAAAGAUUUUCACCUAUUUCAAGGUCUUGCAAUCAAUAAAUCAUAUAAAAUAGAAAGUAGUAAGAAAUUUGCCAUUAAAUUUAUGGAAGUUCCUGAAGUAAAUUUAAGAGACGAAUCUUAUUUUGAGAUAAUAAAUCCAACAUCAAAAUUGGAGGAAAUUUUCAUAUUCAAUAAGAUUUCCUCAGUUAAAAAUUCUAGAACUUUUCCGUUUAUUAAACUUGAUGAUUUUAAUAAUAUGAAUUUUAUUCAUUUAGUAGUUAAAUAUGAAAAAUAUGAAAUUCUAAUAAAUAGGGAUUAUAUAGAACCUUCAGAAGAGUUUAAUAACGCAAUCGAAAAAGCAUUUAAUGAAAUGAAACCAUUUAAUGCUUUACAAGCUGUAUUUGAUGAAUAUGGACAUUUAUUCCCAUUAAGAAUUAUCUUGGGGAAAUCUCUUAAAAACAUGUCAACCACAAAUUUUUUUGAUACUUUUAAAAAGAUAAAUUUAGAAUUACCAAUAACAUCCUUACACUCAUAUUUAAAUAAAUUGAAUAUUUCAUAUCUCACAACACAAAAAGGCUAUAUUAUUGAAGAUAAUUAUGAUGAUUGGUUUCAAAAAUCAAAUAAUGAUUUAGAAAUAAUUGAAUAUGAUGAGAUAAUUUCUUUGUACGAUAUUCUUGAAUCAGAACAAAAAAAGAAUAUAGAUUGUAUAUUAAGUAAUAACUUGAAAAUUAUCAUGACCGGAAUAAAUGAUUUAAAGAAUUUGGAUAAAGAUAAUGUCCAACACUUUAAGCGAAUAAAUAUAGAUUUGUCGUUGGAAGAUGAAAAUUAUGAAGUAUUUGGGUCAAUUAUUACAAAAAACAAUUUAAUGUCGAAAGAUUUUUUGGUAAAAUUUAGGUUAUUCGAUGUUAAUGGAUUUUCUUCAAUUAUAAAACCUUUAAAUAAUUCAAAGGUGGAUAUCAGAAAAUGUUUCAUUUUAUGGAUAAUUAUUGGAAAUCCCUUGAAAUUAUCGGUUUUUAGUCCAAAUAAUCGAAAAAUUCGAGUUGAACGUAUUGAAAAAUCUAUUUCAAUAAAAGCCGAUAAUUCAUUCUAUCGCAUUAAAACGCUUCCUUUAUCCAAAGGGAACACCAUUCUUAUUAAUGCAUAUUAUCCAUCUACCAAUUAUGAGCCCGUUAGUAUUAUUAAGUUAGUUAAUUGGGAAGAUGAAGCUAUUAACGUUCAAUUAACCUAUGAUGAAUCAAGUUUGGAUAGUUCAAAAGUUCUACUUAGUGGAGAUAAAAAUUCUUUAACAAAUAUCGAUACUUCUACUAAUAUAGACUUACAUAUCUGUAUCCUGCAUUCAGAUUAUGGAAGUUUAAAGAUUGAUAAUCAUGAAAAAGAACGUGAUUUGAACUUAUUUGGGUAUGUUUUAACAAGAGAAAAUUUGGAUGAGAAAUUUCAUGAAGUUGACAAAUUUGGUAAUAUUAAAGAUAUCAUUGAACAGCCUUUCAUAAAUGAUGAUGUUCAGCAGUUCUAUCAAGAAGGGUUGAGAAAAAAUGUAAUUGAAUUUAAUUCAACUUCUUAA
Molecule: messenger RNA, 2550 nt
Organism: Funneliformis geosporum
Lineage: Eukaryota; Fungi; Glomeromycota; Glomeromycetes; Glomerales; Glomeraceae
Source: the annotation of a GenBank genome assembly